Messenger RNA from Phalaenopsis equestris, 2151 nucleotides. Its product is annotated as protein NRT1/ PTR FAMILY 8.1-like. Gene Ontology annotation, biological process: oligopeptide transport; transmembrane transport. Gene Ontology annotation, molecular function: transmembrane transporter activity. The transcript is spliced from 5 exons. The record is from RefSeq and is a predicted model, not a curated record. NCBI's taxonomy places the organism in Eukaryota, Viridiplantae, Streptophyta, Magnoliopsida, Asparagales, Orchidaceae. The coding region runs from base 171 to 1880 and encodes 569 amino acids. Gene Ontology annotation, cellular component: membrane.
GAGACUCCAUUAAUGAUAGUUCAUCGUCUUCCUUCUCAUCCAUCUCUGGUGUUAGGGUUGAGAGUUAGAGGCUGCCUGCUCGGUUGCCUUUCUCGGCGUCGUUGCCCAAUCUUUGUGGGUUUCAUUAAACCAGAUCAGUAACAGACGAAAUCUGAGCUAUCAAAACCUCGAUGGAGGUCAAAGAUUAUUAUACAAAAGAUGGUACAACUGACAUUCAUGGCAAUCCUGCUGAUAGGAAGAAAACUGGCAACUGGAGGGCUUGCCCUUAUAUUCUCGCAAACGAAUGCUGUGAAAGACUGGCAUAUUAUGGAAUGAGUACCAAUCUGGUAAACUACAUGAAAUUUCGUCUCCAUGAAGGCAAUGCUACAGCAUCGAAGAAUGUCAAUAACUGGUCUGGAACCUGCUACAUCAUGCCGCUCCUUGGAGCUUUCAUUGCCGAUGCCUAUUGGGGUAGAUAUUGGACGAUUGCAGUGUUCAUGAUCAUAUAUAUCAUUGGCUUGAUUCUUCUAACCAUGACAGCAUCUGUGAAAGGACUGAAACCAUUGUGUCAUGAUGGUAUAUGUGACCCAACUACUGGACAAAUUGCAGCAGUUUUCGUUGCCUUGUACUUGAUUGCCCUUGGAACAGGAGGUAUAAAGCCCUGUGUCUCUUCCUUCGGGGCGGAUCAGUUCGAUGAAUCUGAUGAGUCUGAGAAGCGAAGCAAGACCUCAUUCUUCAAUUGGUUCUACUUCUCUAUAAACAUUGGGGCGCUCGUUGCUGCCUCUGCAUUGGUUUAUAUACAGACGCAUGUGGGCUGGGGAUGGGGGUUCGGGAUUCCGGCAGUGGCAAUGGCUAUUGCUGUCGUUAGCUUCUUCGUUGGUUCUCCAUUGUAUAGACACCAGAAACCUGGAGGCAGCCCGCUUACGAGAAUUGCUCAGGUUCUUGUUGCAUCAGUUAGGAAAUCUGGUGUGAAGGUUCCAUCAGAUAAAUCUUUGUUGUAUGAGGUUUCUGAUAAAGAGUCUGCUAUCGAAGGUAGCCGCAAGCUUGAGCACACGGAAUUACUGAAGUUCUUUGAUAAAGCCGCCGUGGAGACGCAGGAGGACAAAACGAAGGUCCCCAUAAAUCCAUGGAAGCUCUGCACAGUCACCCAAGUCGAAGAACUCAAGAGCGUUGUUCGACUCCUUCCUAUAUGGGCCACCGGCAUCAUCUUCUCCACAGUGUACAGCCAAAUGGGCACCAUGUUCGUUCUCCAAGGAAACACUCUCGACCCUCACAUCGGCCCCAACUUCGAGAUCCCCUCGGCUUCCCUCUCCAUCUUCGACACCAUCAGCGUCAUCGUCUGGGUUCCAAUCUACGACCGCAUCGUCGUCCCAUUGGUGCGCAGAAUCACAGGCAAUCCUCGCGGCUUCACGCAGCUGACUCGUAUGGGUAUCGGACUCUUCGUCUCCAUCUUCUCCAUGGUGGCCGCUGGUCUUCUCGAGGUGGUGAGGCUCCGAAUCAUAGCCAGGCAUAACUUGUAUGACUACACAGGCUUCCUUCCCAUGUCCAUAUUCUGGCAAGUUCCUCAGUACUUCAUCAUCGGAGCUGCUGAAGUCUUCACCUUUAUUGGGCAAUUGGAGUUCUUUUAUGAUCAGGCUCCUGAUGCCAUGAGGAGCAUGUGCUCUGCGCUCUCGCUUACAACCGUUGCCUUGGGGAACUACCUCAGUUCUCUUCUGGUUACUAUUGUGACUUCAAUCUCUACGAGGAACGGGAAGCUCGGAUGGAUUCCGGAUAAUUUGAACCGUGGACAUCUUGAUUAUUUUUUCUGGCUUUUGGCUAUAUUGAGCUUGUUAAAUUUAUUGGUUUACCUUUUGAUUGCCAAGUUUUAUACUUAUAAGAAGCCGGCGCAGGUCGAAGGUUGAUGUUCCUGCCUCUGCGUUAGAGGAAGAUGUAGAAGAACAGAGUAAAGAGAUUUUUGUGCCAUAAAUAUUGGUUAAGUUUGUGUUACAGAAUUUGGUUUUAGAUUGCUGAGUUGUAUCGGGCUCUUGUUAGCCUCUGCAUCAUUAGCCUGUGUAACUUAAGAUUAGUAUUUGGUAACUAAGUUUACAGUUUGUUUUGCUAGAAAAUGUUUAGGAUUGGUUUCUUACCUGUGAUUAUGCAGUUGAUUAUUUCUAUGAGGUUUAUGAUAGAGGG